This is a messenger RNA of Pneumocystis murina B123, 1801 nucleotides long. RefSeq lists its product as hypothetical. The record is from RefSeq and is a predicted model, not a curated record. The transcript has 9 exons. Gene Ontology annotation, cellular component: nucleus. Lineage: Eukaryota; Fungi; Ascomycota; Pneumocystomycetes; Pneumocystales; Pneumocystaceae. Bases 17 to 1801 code for a protein of 594 amino acids.
UUCGACAAAUAAUCUUAUGUUUUCAGAUGUCUGCGAAUAUUGGAUCUACAUUGUUACGGCGGAUUUACUUUGCCAUGAAGACCAGGUGUUUCAUUUGAAAGAGGUGCAAGAAAUUAUAAAAACUGAAUUUAUGUCAUGGAUUAAGGAAUAUCUAUGGCAUUAUGAGCCUUUUAGAUUAGAAAUUUAUGAUAUACCAGGACCAGUCCAUUUGUAUGGAAAAACACAUUUCCGUGAAGGAAAUCAAGAUGAAUGGGCAAUAGUAUUCUUAUUAAGGGAAAUAACACGAAAUAUUAAAGACAUUUAUGUCAGAAUUAUAGAUUCGGAUGGAGAAUUUUUAUUGAUAGAGAGUUCAAGGAAGCUGCCUCGGUGGAUAAAUGAAAAAAAUUCAACAUAUCGUGUGUGGAUGAAUCAAGGACGAUUAUUAAUAAUUCCACCGGAAAAUGAGAAAAAAAAGAGGGAAAUUAAAGGAUUAACAUUAUCAGAAGGACUAUUUUUUUUACGAAAUAAACCGGAACAAUUAAUACAUGAUGAAAAGGUAGAAAAAGAAGCAUUUCGUCGGAUUAAAGGAUAUCCAGAAAAGAUAAAGGAAAAUCUUCAUCGAACACAAGUGAUAGUACCUCGAAAAAUAGCACAUAUUCUUCAUACAGAACCGAAUUUAAUCUCAGCAGCAAUACAUGAAUUUUGCCAAAGAGAUCCAAUAUCCUUUAAGGUAUGUGAGAAAAUGAAAUAUUUUUAUCCAGAAGAUAUGGUAUCAGUUGUUAUUAAAAUGACGAAAACACUAUACGCACAGUUAAAAGGACAAUCGUUUGAAAAGCAUCCUUUAUUUGAUCUUUCAGGAUCAAAAUACGAUCAAAAUGUUAUGGGUAUGAAAAUCACAUGUGGAUUCGAAAUGUUAUCAGCAAAAACACCUAAAAAUCAUUUUGAAUAUUCUUUAAAAUCAGAUCCAGAAUGGAAGAUAUUUAUAAAGAAAUUAAACGCAACAGGUUAUUUCGAAAAUGAAAAAGAAGGUUCAGAAAAGUACAAAUCGCUAGAAAAACAUGCAGAAAAAUGCUUUUUAAGAUCAUGCCCGUCUAACCCUCCUAUUACAAAUGACCCAGUAUUACAAAUAUUCGAUAUUUUAAAACAUCCUCUUCCAACAGACGAAGAAAUUGCAGAAUGGCCUAAUACAUAUGACAGUGACAGCUUUUUACAUGUAAGCCCGGAAGAACUGGAUGAAUUGAUGCGUUUAAAAACCGAAAUUUCUUCAGAUGAAGACAAUAUUGAAGAAAUGCCAAAACAUAAACCUAUUUCAAAUAAACCAGUCAAAUCAUUGAUAGAGAAAUUCGAAGAUUUUGUAAAUAAUGAAAAUGCAGGGCUUUAUGGUGUAGAAGUGGAAUGCGAUUCUUUUACAGAUAAUACAACUACUGAUAGUGAUAUAAGUUUUGAUGCAGAUGAAUUCAUAAAAAUCAUGAAAGAAACAUUAGAUUUUUCAGACGAACCAAUGACAGAAAUCAAAGAUGAAAAAAUACAAAAUGAAUCACUACAAAAUGAACAGGAAGAAGAUAAACUUGAACUUAAAGAUUUUAUGAAUGCUAUGGAUACAGAACUUUUGUCUACAACUCUAAAAGAUUCGUUUUCAAAUCUACCAAGCGAUACGGUUGAUUCUAUAAAUGAACAAGACAAAAUCGAUGCAAACAUGCAUUAUAAUCUACUUAAAAAUCUCUAUGAAAGUGUUAAUGGCCAACAAGAUGCAACAGGACCGGCAAAUACAAUGUUGAAAAGUAUGCAUCUUUCAUUGCCAUCAACACAUCUACCAACAUAG